GUGACUGACUGACAGACAGACAGACCCCUGCGCCCUCGGUGACUGACAGACAGCCCCGAGCCCACCCCCAGGCAGCUGCUGCGUGUGAGGGAGAAGGGGGUGGGGCCGGCAGGUAUGGAAGGGGGCGGCCCCGGGCUGUGGCUCUCCGCGGCGUUCGAGACUUCAGCUCCCGGGGCAGGCAGCGCUGGACAGGCCCAAGCCGAGGGCCCUAGAAACGCCAUGAGGCCUGGACCCAGCGGAAACUAAAUGGAGCCGGGUCCGCAUCAGGCGAAGAGGCCGCGGCUGGAGGCCGAGCCCGAGGCCCGGCGGAGCGGGGGGCCAGGUCCCGAGGCCCGGGCCCGCCAGGACGGAGCCUAUUUCCACUCGUACUCGGACGUGUCGAUCCACGAGGAGAUGAUCGCGGACUCGGCGCGGACCGGUUGCUACCGCCGGGCCCUACAGGGAGGCCUGCGGCCUGCGGCCGGGCUCGAGCCCCGGGCUCGAGUGAGCCUGCUGCGGGACCGCACGGUGCUGGACGUGGGCGCGGGCACGGGCAUCCUGAGCGUCUUCUGCGCGCAGGCGGGAGCGGCGCGCGUGUACGCGGCGGAGGCGAGCGCGGUGAUGGCGGAGCGCGCCCGCGAGGUCGUCGAGGCGAACGGGCUGAGCGGCCGCGUGUGGGUGCUGAGGGGCCGGGUGGAGGAAGCCGAGCUGCCCGAGAGGGUGGACGCCAUCGUCAGCGAGUGGAUGGGCUACGGCCUCAUGUACGAGUCGAUGCUCCGCAGCGUGCUGCACGCCCGGGACCGAUGGCUCAAACCGGGCGGCCUGCUCUUCCCGUGCCGAGCCGAGCUCUACAUCGCCCCGGUCAGUGACCCGGCCCUGCACGAGCGCCUUUCCUUCUGGGACGGAGUCAAGGAGCAGCACGGCGUCGACAUGGCCUGCAUGGCCGCCUUCGCCCGCCGCUGCCUCAUGACCGACGAGAUGGUGGUGACCGGCCUGCACGGCGAGGACGUCCUGGCCCGGCCCACCAUGUUCGCCGCCGUUGACCUCUACACCGUCACCGAGCAGCAGCUCGAGGAGCUAGGCGGCCUCUUCUCGGUCCCGGCCUUCGGCAUCGCCACCAUGCAUGCCUUCGCCAUCUGGUUUUCUGUCAUCUUCCCGACGUCCGCCCCCACGGACCACACCGAUGGUGGGCCAAGCGGUGUCCAUGCCACCAGUGGCCACGACGAUGGUCAGCGCUCGACCAGUGACCACGACGAUGGUCAACGUUCAACUAGUGGCCCUGAUGAAGCACAACAUAUGACCAGUGGUGGUGCUGAUGGUCAGCAUGCAACCAGUGGCUGUUCUUAUGGCCAUCAAGGGACCAGUCCCCGUGCUGACAGUCAGUGUGCAACCAGCAACAAUGGUCAUCGUGCGUCCACUGCCAAAGCCUUUACAUCCCGUGUAACCAGUGCACACAUCAGCAAUGGAACUGUUGAGAGCCGCUUUGCCGUCACAGCCAAUGGUGACAAUCUCUGUGAAUUUGAUCUCAGUAAUGAAACUAACCCUGUUACAUUUGAUGCCAACACUGAUGAAUCUGAGCCAGUUGUUUUGUCGACCUCACCUUUUGCAGAGGAAACUCAUUGGAAACAGGCCUUGCUUUAUCUGGAUGAACCUGUGCAAGUGUUCCAGGAUACUGUGAUAAAAGGAAAAAUAACUUUAACUCCAGCUGUAGAUAAUCCACGACAUCUCCGGGUAUCCUUGGUUUACGAGAUUGGAGAUAGUGGAAAGAAAACAAAAGUAUUUAAAAUGGGGGAGGAUUUCUCUUCCUUUGAGUAACACUUUAUCGCUGCUUGCACCCAAAUGGACCCAUAAGUGCCUGAACAGUUAAACGUUUUUGCUGUUUGUUUUCCAAAACGAUUCAGUUGUUCUUUGAAUGACUCAUUGUGAAAAAAUUGCCUUAACUCAAUUAACCCAUGCAGAGAGCCAAAGGAAGGAAUGGGCAAGUCAGGAAGAAACAUACAGCCCUAAAAUGUCAUUGACUUGCUGGAUUGAUGAAUGUGGGACAAAAAUAAAUUAAUUCAGAAUGGUUGCUGCUUUUGAGUUGCCAUUCGUGCAUGUAUACUUAAGAAUUUUAAUAACUUAAUGAACAAACUUUGUUUGGUUUGUCGCUCCAAUGUAACUUGUAUGUGAAUUUUUGCACUGGUGUUUCUCAUGGUAAAUUACUAGUUGCCUACUCUGAGUUAGUGUUCAUGCAAAGUAAAUUGACUCUCACUUGAAACAUUUUCUGGUGCAUUCAUGCAGCCCAAGUGGUAACUAAACUAAUUACUGCUUUGUGCUGUUUUAGCUGAUUGCUGUCAGUGUUAGCCUCAGUAUCCUUGUGAAAAGGAAAAGGACCACGUUCUAUUUCGAAAGAAAAUAAGACACAAGUCACUGUUUUGGAAAAUCCUAUGUCAGUUGGAUCACAGGGAUCUUACUUGAAGCAUCAACUUUUAAUUUUAAAUGCUGGCUAACUUGUGUUUUUGCAAUUUCUUUACUGGUUCAUCACAAAGUACCAUUGCAACUUUGUACCUUUGCAAACCCUUGCAGAAAAUAUUAAUAGAUCAAUCAAUUUUCAGUCACAUACAGUUUUGAGCUUUCUGAAACGAAUGACUCUUUUCUAAAAUUGUUUGAUUGAGCUCUGAACACUGUAUCAACAAUGAGAUAAAACCAGUACUAAACCUGUCCUUUCUUGUGUACUGUGAAAGUGUUAUGGGAGAGGUCUAAAACCCCAAGAGGUGCGUUGUUACAGAACACUUACCAUAUCCAAAUGGACAUAUAAUAUUUUAUGUAUCAAGCAGGCCAAAGAAGUGUGUCACGCUGUUGGUGUUUUAAAUUGUACCAAAUUUGAUAUUUUGUUGAAUUGUCGAAAUGAACACUAUUUAUUUAUAAAACAUAACAAAGUGCUGUUUAUUUUUCUUUAUGCAUUCAUGAUUGUUUGGCUGUGUGGGCAUAUAUUGCAAUAUACAGUGGAUUGUGUUUGUAUCACAGUAUACAGUUGGCUAUGUGUGUGUGUAUUAUUGUACAUUAGACCAUAAAUUAUAGGGGCAGAAAUAAGCCAUU
This is a messenger RNA of Stegostoma tigrinum, 3057 nucleotides long. RefSeq names its product protein arginine methyltransferase 6 (gene prmt6). The record is from RefSeq and is a predicted model, not a curated record. NCBI's taxonomy places the organism in Eukaryota, Metazoa, Chordata, Chondrichthyes, Orectolobiformes, Stegostomatidae. The transcript has a single exon. The coding region runs from base 247 to 1794 and encodes 515 amino acids. Gene Ontology annotation, molecular function: protein-arginine N-methyltransferase activity. Gene Ontology annotation, biological process: peptidyl-arginine methylation.